This is a messenger RNA of Clonostachys byssicola, 1146 nucleotides long. The record is from the annotation of a GenBank genome assembly. NCBI's taxonomy places the organism in Eukaryota, Fungi, Ascomycota, Sordariomycetes, Hypocreales, Bionectriaceae.
AUGGAAGCCUAUGAAUUGGUAGUCUCUAAAGCGGUGGAGGAUGGAGUGAUCCCCGGAGCAAUCUUUCUUGCAAAUGAUAUUGCAGGUAAAUUGAGAUACUCAAAAGCAGUAUCUGGGCUGGACUCAACAUAUACAGACGAAACCGUCCUUGAAGUUGCAUCUUUGACAAAGCUUAUCACCACUAUUGCUGCCUUGCAGCUUGUGGAAAGAGGCCUCAUCCGCCUGGAAGAUGAUGUCUCACAUCUUAUCCCGGAGUUUAGCAAAAGAGGUGUCUUGGACAGCGAUGUCAAUGAUGAUGGUUCCUAUGCAUCUCACCCCCGCCACAAUGCAAUAACUCUGCACCGCCUACUCACUCACUCUGCCGGGGGAGCUUAUACAUUCACCGAUGACCGGAUUGCUAAACUCGUUGACGUUUCACCUGGAUAUAUGUCGAAUGGGACGAUUAACUCUAACUUUGACUUUCCGCUGUCAUAUGAGCCCGGUGAAGGGUGGCGAUACAGCAACAGUCUCGACAAAGUUGGUCAGAUCAUUGAGAAACUGACUAAACUGACGCUGGAAAAUUAUUUCAAGCAAUACAUCUUUCAUCCUCUCGGAAUCUCUAGUGCGUCAUUUUGGGGCGGAAAACCUCCCCCCAUGGCAGUAAGAGAACAUGGAAACACACGCACAGUCCCUGAUCCGGAAGCGACAAGCUUCACAACGGGGCUCAAGGAAUGCUUUGGUGGGCAAGGACUGUUCAUCAAUCUACCCGACUAUAUGAAAAUUCUCCGAUCUCUCCUCCUGGAUGACGAGGCAUUACUCAAACGUAAGACAACUGCUCUCAUGUUCAAGCCGUCUUUAUCGCCAGCUUCGAAGGUAGCAUUGAUUCAAGAACUAGAAUCAGCUACUUGGACUGUUGGCGAUAUACCAAAGACGAAAGAGUACGACUGGGGUCUAGGUGGAUUGCUUAUUGACGGCGAUUCACACCCAUAUCGCCGUCGGAAUACUCUUUUGUGGAGUGGCGCACCAAGCGUCUUUUGGUUCAUCGAUCGAAAUGCCGGUGUUUGUGGGGUGUUUGGAACUCAAGUUUUGCCGCCAUCUGAUCCUAUUGUAUUACCUGUUAUUAAGGCAUUCGAGGAGGCUGUUUACAUUGAGAAAGGCUUGUUGUAG